UUACAGGUACUGGCCACACGUCUCGCACUUCUGCAGGGACCGCACAUAUACAUCACACACCACCGUGCUCAUGAGAACGAGGAGAAAGAGACAGCACAUGCACUAGUGGAUACCUUGGUGACCUUGGUAGUGAUGUCUUCCUGGUCCUCCUGGUCCUGCUGGUCCUGCGGCACCUCCGGCAGCUCUCGGUCUUCCUCCUCUUCAUCGACAGCGGCAUUUGAGAGCUGCUCCAGCUCCUCUCCAGCCGCCUCAGGCUGCAUACAACCAGACCAAAUGAAGGCAUCCGCGUCGUUCAUCACUCAUGUUGCUGUUUGGUGUAUUUUUGCCUCUUCAUUGAGUUGCUCGUCUUCUUCGAUGGUUGGCACGGCCGGCCGCCACUGUCUCUGAACACCAUCAAGGAGCGACGUAUGUGUCUGAGUGACAUGACACGCUACAAUACAUACCUCGGUCCGUCGCUUGCUGGGCGACGACGCCAACGCGUCCUGCAUACACACAUGCACACACACAUGCGUCCCUUGUUCAUGGCCCUGCCUCCCGUCCUUUGCUCCUUCAUGGCUUCUUGGAUGUGCGCGCUGCAAUCGAAGGGAUACAUAGCGGCACAGACAGACAAUGCCGUGUUGAUGAUGCAUGUAAGAAGGUUGGCAGCUCUUACUGACUUGCGGGGCCCUUGGCCCGUAGCCUUGGGCAUCAGGCGUUGCCAACCUUCUCAAUCAGCGGCAUCCUCCACCUGUCUACAAUUUGGCAAUACCAAAAAUGUAGACAACGAUUUCGCCCCCCACUGCCUGCAGACGGACAAGUAUCUCAGUACUGUACAUGUCUCUGUCUGGUAUGAGGUUGUCCCACAGCACGUUGUUGUAGAUGGGUCGGGGGAUGAGCAGCGGCAGGGUGUAGAAGAGCAUGUAGGCCGUGGCGCAUCCGUUGACGCGAUUGUCCAGCUUGUCGACGUCGAAUUUGCUCACCACGGCGGUGAGCCAGCAUCUGACCACACACAAAGGUGCCUCACCUUCUGUGCCAGAACCGCACGUCCACGCAAACGCUUCUUACCAUGUGGCAGUGUGCGUGGGGUGCGGGUGCUGAUGGGGAGCGGCCCCAGCGCGCGGACCUGAUGUAACGAAUGGACAACACACACACACACACACACUCUCUCUCUCCAUGGCUUGGCUGUCUAUGGACGAGUCCAUGUACCUUGGCGAGAUACGUGGCCUGGAUCUGGUGCAUGUUUUUGGUGUACUUCGCCUGGCUCUCGGCCAUCUUGAACGCUAUGGCCGACUGCUUGUCUGUGCCGACCCAGACAGCCUCAGCGUGUACCCAUGCACCAUCCAUGUGAACGCAUACAUGCAUCUUACCUUCAACAUGGUGGCAAACGGCGAGUGGCGUGGGUGCCGGCCACGCACUCAACACCGGCACAGGGGCAAUCUACCGAACGGGAGUGACGUGUGUGCAAGACAACACAUGCACUAUUGCAUACCUUGUUGGUGGGUGUCGUAAUCUUGGUCUGUUGGUGCUGCUUGGUGUCGACUUGCAGCGAUCCCUGCGCGCGCACACACACACACACACAUGAAGGAGGACCACGAGAGCUUCAGUGGGUGUGCGGGUCUUCAGUGGGUGACACACCUGACUAGUGAGGAGAGACGGAUCCAACUUCUGGAUGUCGAUGUCCAAUGACCUCGAACGCUGUCAAGACACCAAAACGAGGUUUAUUGGCCAGCAGAUGCGUGGGCGUCUUCUCGAGCACUUCAUUGACCCACCUGGCUGACGAACAGAGAUGAUCCCGACCGCUGGUUGUCCAUAUCAAACGACCUAGAGCGCUGCAAUGCAACCAACACACACAUUCAGUGCAGUGCAGUGCGUGCGGCUUUUGCCUUUCAUCUUUCUUUGGUGAACACACCUGAGGGCCGACAGUGGUGGCUUGUGAGAACUGCAAUGCGAAGGCCGCACACAGAUACAUCCACACACAUGCAGACAGAAACAUGAUCAUCCGGAACGUCAGCGUCUCUGUCUGUCGGCCAGUUUGCUUACGCGGCGCGCCUCGGCCGUGCCGUGAAGUAUCUUCUUGGGCUCGCCACCGUCGUCCUCGUACGAUGCCUGCUCCUGCAUAGACACACACCACGACACACAUGGGAGGGCCUCACGCGUGUGGAUGAGAAGAGAGAGAGAGAUGCCACACACACUCGUGGGUACCUGGAUUGUCGGCUGCUGCUGCUGCUCCUCGGUCUCGGUCAGACGGAUGGUCACGAACUGCUGGUACUGGCGAGCUGCACAGUGCCAAACAGCAGAGACCGCACACAUUCAUGUGUGCCUGUGUGUGUGUGUGUGUGUGUAUGCGCGUACCCACGGCCGCCUCUUGGAUGGCCGUCGCCAUUGCCCUGGCCUUGGUGCAAGCGUCGGCCGCGUUGCCGUAGAUGACCGCCAACGUCUUCUUCGGCAUCUCUCGCCACACUGCACACGUGAAUCACACGCACAACACGUCACCUCUCACUCGUGUGUGUGUGUCUGUAUGUGUCGGUGUGUAGACAUGCGUACGGAUGUCUCGCUCCAUGAGCGCCCUCCUCCCGGCUGCAUCCAUCCAUCGAAAGCAGGACAAACAGACAGACAGGGGCCAUCUAAUGGUUUGUACGCGACAUGUGUGCCCGGAUGCCUUACUUGCUGUCCAUUCGUCUGCUCACUUCCACUCCUACUGCUGCCGAGCUCAACUGUCGGCGUCUCCAU
Vitrella brassicaformis is the source of this 2709-nucleotide messenger RNA. Lineage: Eukaryota; Vitrellaceae. The record is from the annotation of a GenBank genome assembly.